AUCGAUGCUGGUGCGAUCAGUCUUGCGUUUAUUAUGGUAACUGCUGCCCGGGAGCACAUUACGGAUAUGCUGAUUACAGCUGUAUUAAUACGCACGUGUACCCAAAGAGUGCUGAAGAAGAGUCUUAUUAUAUGGUUGGUACAUGUCCUGAUAGUUAUAAGGAAAACACAACUGUCAUAGUACUGUGUGAUGAAACGGUUGAGCCAUGCACUGGCACGGAAUCUUCAGUGAUUUACAAGAACAAAUACUGCGGGAAAUGUAAUAAAGAGCUCGACUGCAUCUCUUGGAACAUAAAUGUAGAAUGUGAAAAUGCAGACGAUUUUGAGCAUAAAAUGAAAUCAUUUUCAUCGAUAACAGAUAUGAAGCAUGCGCUUGAUACAAACAAAUGUAGAAUUAAAUUCCGACCUCCUGGUAAUAAUCUUGGUUAUCCAUGCAGUGAUCCAAAAUAUGAUUAUCUGAGUAAAGUACGUGUCGGAAAGUGUAAUGUUUCCGGAUUUUGGGAGACAUACGAUGAAGAUAUAGAUUGGGCUUGCGCAAAUUUUAUUACCCCCUACAAACAUUUCAAAAAUAUGUUCUGUUAUAUAUGUAAUCCCAGUCACGCCAACAUGCAAGCUGUUCCUUUGAUUGAUAAAUGUAUUCCGGCAAAUAACAAUUUUGGGUCAGAAAUCAAUCAGGCAUGUGAAUCGUUCCCGGUAACCGAUCGACUGGCGCCUUUUAAAAAUAUUUAUUGCUUUGUGUGUAGUCAAGGAGAUACACUAUUGUUUGAAGACAAUGAAUACUCUUUACAACACAUAGGAGAAGAAAACACUUUAGGCUUAGAAACACGGCUCAAUAUAACUAUAUUGUUUUCUGGAGAACUCAAUCUAAAUUAUUUUAAAACAUUUGUAGACGAUUUUCUUGCCACAGAUUUCAGGGUAAGCCAUGAAAACACCACUCCAAAUAAAGCAACUCAACUGAAUCACUAUACUACAGACUUUAACGACAUUGUAGACGAUUACAAAGCUGUAUGUGGAACAAGAACGCUUUGUAAUUAUAAGAUGGACAGAAACAACACCGAUAAGGUUUACGGCAACCCUGUCUGUAAGACCUGUAUCUGUGACAGCAUUUGUGUGGAAAGUGGAAGUUGUUGUCCUGAUAUUUUAUUAACUAGACAACCAUAUUCUUGCUAUAGCCCUAUGAUGUUUUCAUCAUUUUAUAAAAGUGAAAAAUUAAAAGCGACUAAAGACAUUAGAUAUGGUAAUUUCACAACACAUUUGUACCAGACUAUAGACAAAUGUAUAAACGAAGAUAUUUCAUCAAGUAAGAAAGAAAAAUGCUCUAAUCAGACUGACACAUCGGAUCGUUUAUCUAGAAUUCCUGUCAGCACAGAAGGGAAUACUUACAAAAAUGUAUACUGCUAUGAAUGCAACAACAAUAAAUCUACAAUUACUUUAAAAUUCCAAGUCUUAUGUAAAUUUUAUUUGGAACAUAAAUUAUUUACAAACGCAGACCGACUACUUAAGGCUAUCAAACUUUAUUGUGAUGAGAUAUCAUUUGUUCCAGUUAAAAACAAAUUAUGCCCUACUUCAUAUGAUUCGGAGAAAGCUUCGCUCAGAAGUGGAGAGAAAUUUGUUCGUAGAGAACUUCACCCAUCUCAGUUUAAUUUUACAGUAAGAAGAUACAUGGAGAUAAAUAGUACCGUUUACGGAAAACCUGUGAGAAACGUCUUUGACAAAUGUAACAAAACCGGGAAGUAUCGGAAUUUGAGAAAUGAUGUUGUUAAAAAUAUAUGCGAAACCGAUGAUGUAAACAUAUUGUUACUUCCCGAGUAUCGAAUAGACAACAAGUUGUAUAAAAACUUUGCUUGUUUUCUUUGUAAUCCGGAACAUGACUUACCUGCAAUGGAGUCUGAUAACGUUACGUCACGUUGUUUAUCAAACACCUCUGUGGAAUGGUAUGUACCUAACGAAACUCUGGAAGAUUUGUGCAAUGGGACAGAAUUUCACCACAGAUGGUACCCUUACAAAAAUAUGUACUGCGCCGAAUGCAAUCUUCCGCCAUGGCAGCUGCUUGAUGUAAUUGUAUUAUCGUCCAUGGUGCUGCCAGCUGCUGGGUACAAAUAUAUAUUCUCCCUUUCACCGGCUGACUUUGAACACCUAGAUGAGGUAAUCGAGACAGAAGCUAUCCCGGAUUGCACAAGUGGAACAUACGAUUAUGCUUUGAAAAGAUGCCGACAGCUAAGCUGUAAUGACGGAUUUCAACUGUUUAAUUCUACUUGUAAACCGGUUCUACAAUCUGCGGUACGACAUGAAUACAGUCUUUCAUUUAAUAUUCACUAUUCAGCGGAAGAGACACAAACAUUGUUUAACAGUACUAAAAGUAACAUGACACUUAUCGUCAGUUUUGAAACACUUUGUGCAAAAGUUGUAAACAACAUUACGAAUUCCUUUGGAGAAAGGACGGAGCACGUUGUAACAUAUUUGGAAUGUGCAGCCUCACCUUGUAUGUCAUUCGAAAAAUAUGACGUUUCCGAGCAAUUUAUAGAUCUCGUUCGGAUGAACAUAUUUCGAAUCCAGUUGACUGUACUGAUAAUGAAAACCGAGACGCUAAGCAUUGUCCAUACAGUUCUUCUAAAUUCUCUGAAUGGACAAUUCUAUAUUUCGGAUAUUCAAGACAUUGAUGGACUACCACACACGAUUCUUAUUCGCUCAACUCCGGAUAUUACGAAGAUGAGUGAUAGACUAGAUAUAAAUGGAUGUGUCCGUUCUCAGGUGAACGGAAAUUCAGACAUAGAAUCACAGCAAUUCAGCCAUUACACUGUUGACUCAUUCCUUACCUGUGGACAGGUAAAACUGAAUGCAAGCGAAGUGUGUUUAGACAUAGAGUCAAAUAACAUUAGUCUGAAAAACACGAAUGCUUCAUUUUCAGAUUGGGAAUAUAAAAGUGUUAAUAACAUCAUCAUUAUAUGUGCAGAGGUUUAUAAUACGAGAACAUUUAUCAAACCUGGUGUAAUUUUGGUUAUUCGAACCGAACUUAUCAAGUCAGUUUUCAUCGUUUUCUCUUUUGUUUGCACAAUCAUUUCACUGGUAUGUCUUUUUCUUACAUUUAUCACGUAUUGUUUUAUUCCAUCCCUUCGCACUAUUGCAGGAAAAAAUGUAAUGGUUUUAUGUAUUUCUCUUUUCUUUUCACAAGCAUUGCUGCAGUUUGGUAUAAAUGCCACGCAGAAUGCAGCAUUGUGUGUAGCAAUCGGGAUAUCAGUACACUUGUCUUGGCUUGUUUCAUUUUGUGCUAUGAAUAUCUGUUCAUUUCAUACAUUUAAGGUUUUUUAUUACAAUCGGCCUGCCCAAAACCAAUCUGAUAACUAUUUGUUUCUUAAAUAUUCACUUUACAUAAUUUGCUUUCCAAUCUUUUUGGUUUUGAUAACUAUUUUUGCAAGUCUAUUGAAAUCAGAUGCUUCAGAUAUUGGAUAUGGAAAAUAUUAUUGUUUCAUUUCGGAUUUCUAUAUCUUUAUUUUCACAUUCAUCACACCAGCAUGCUUGCUUUUUGUUUCCAAUAUCGUGUUUUUCUCACUGGCAUUUCACAUAAUCAGAUCCACUCCAAAUGUGCACGGUACACGAGAUCGUAACCAUUUUUAUAUUUGUCUCCGUCUCUGUACAAUAGUUGGCAUUGCUUGGCCUUUACUCAUCAUUGACAGUUCUUUGGGAAUUACUUGGUUUUCUUUCAUUGUUGCUGGUGUGAAUGCUUUACAAGGUGUUUUCAUUUUUGUCUCCUUCGUUCUAAAUCGUAGAGUUGCCUCAAUCUUUGUUUCAAUAAUAUCACAGAAAAUAGGACGACAAACAGUCAGCACAGAUACAAGCGGUACUAAAAAUACUAAAAGUAGUCCUGGAAACUACAGAGCAAAAUGUGCAGAAACAAAUUAACAUUUAUAUAGGCUGUAUAUAUAACGUAAUAUGUUUCAUAUAACUGAGAUUUGUAUCAAUGUGGACGAUGUGGGCGGAAUAUUCAAAAGACAAGUAAAUAUGUCUUGAAUAUAUUUAAUUGUUAAUGGCUUGUUAACUCACCUGCUUUGGUGAAUGUUUUCAAAAGUAGUUGUUAAUUUCAUAUUUAUUUAUAUUAUUUUCAAAGCAUUAAUAUAUCUAUUUUAGCGGACUAUGGACUGUUCACCUUUUUUGUUUGUACAUAUUUUAUUAUCUCAUUUGAUGUUUAAUAAAUGUAGUGAUUUACAAUUCUUUAAAGUAGGCAUGGAAGAACACAGUGACGUGUAAAUCAUUAUUACAAGGUACGGUGAAG
This is a messenger RNA of Mercenaria mercenaria, 4269 nucleotides long. RefSeq lists its product as uncharacterized. Bases 132 to 3899 code for a protein of 1255 amino acids. Gene Ontology annotation, molecular function: G protein-coupled receptor activity. Lineage: Eukaryota; Metazoa; Mollusca; Bivalvia; Venerida; Veneridae. Gene Ontology annotation, cellular component: membrane. The record is from RefSeq and is a predicted model, not a curated record. Gene Ontology annotation, biological process: G protein-coupled receptor signaling pathway; cell surface receptor signaling pathway. The transcript has 3 exons.